GGACUAUGAUAUCACUUCUCCUCUCCUCUUGCUUCAAGUCUUCAACCCAACCCUGGAUUGUCCCACACUAUUGUUCUUAGAAAUUUGGCAGAAAAGAUGAAGCUGAAGCAAUUAGAGGGCCUCCUAGGUAAUCUUGAUCAGUUUUCCGCUCCAAAGAUUGAACUUGAACAAUACCCAACUGGCCCUCACAUUGCUUCUCGGAUGCUAUACACUGCAGAGAAUUCAUUUGAGGAUGUGAGUGAUAAGGUGGUUGCUGACUUUGGUUGUGGGUGUGGCACAUUAGGAAUUGCUGCUGCUCUUUUGGGCGCAGAUCAUGUUAUAGGUUUCGAUGUGGAUGCUGAUUCCCUUGAAAUUGCGUACUUGAAUGCAGAAGAUUUAGAGUUGGAUGUAAAUUUUGUCCAAAGUGACAUUCGGAACUUGCAAUGCAGAGGAAAAAUCAUUGAUACGGUUGUGAUGAAUCCCCCUUUUGGAACCCGUAAUAAGGGAGUUGACAUGGACUUUCUAUCUGUAGCUUUGAAGGUUGCUUCUCAAGCAGUAUAUUCUCUGCAUAAGACGACAACAAGAGAAUAUGUGAAAAAGACAGCCUUGCGAGAAUAUAACGCUAAAAGUGCAGAGGUUCUGUGUGAGCUUCGAUAUGAUGUCCCAAAACUGUACAAAUUUCAUAAGAAAAAGGAGGUUGAUAUUGCAGUGGACUUGUGGCGAUUUGUACCCACACCGACCGUUGAAAGUGAUGUUUGAUAUUGAAGAUGGGCGUAAUUGUUGCAAAAAUCUGUAACUCUUGUUCACCUACAGAAACUGUAAUGACUCACAUUGUUCCAGAACCUGUUACUCUAUUCGUUCUUUUUCCUCUUGCAGAUGGUAACGAAGAAAGCUAGCACUCGAGUCAAGCAAGGCGUGAUUUCCGGAACAAGAAAAUACCCUUUUAAUUGAUCUUGUAGGUAGUAGAUUUUGUCUCUCCAAUGUCAAGACAAGAAACUAGGAAAUAUACACAUUAAUCUCCUGUAAACCUUUUCUUUCUCCAUUAAUAAAUAUGAAGUAUACUCCCUUAUUUGUUUA
Molecule: messenger RNA, 1056 nt
Organism: Spinacia oleracea (spinach)
Lineage: Eukaryota; Viridiplantae; Streptophyta; Magnoliopsida; Caryophyllales; Amaranthaceae
Exons: 9
Coding region: 97-738 (213 amino acids)
Biological process (GO): rRNA methylation
Molecular function (GO): nucleic acid binding; rRNA (adenine-N6-)-methyltransferase activity
Source: RefSeq, a predicted model, not a curated record